AUGGAAGGCUGGACCGCGCAACUCAAGCGCAGCACCUUUAAGGAAUUACCGGAGAUUCUUGGGGGCAUUGCCAGCAAUAAAGCCAAGCGUCUUAUUAUCAGUGAGCUGAUGGAGCUGGACGGAGAGAACUUGUUCACAGCGACCCCGGAUGUUCGCACAAACAAAAGCGAAACAAUAAGGGAGAUAAGGGAACAGUUGGCACUGUUCAGGCCAAACCUUUCUCCCGAAAUCAUCAGGAGGAUUAUUGAUGAUGUGAACGCCAAAGAACGGGCACAGGGCGAAUUGCAAGUACGUCUACUAGUGGAGCAACGAACUGCAGCGGUUUCACCAAAGAGUUCCAGCUUCAACUCAGAACCGCGGAAAGUACCGUUUAGCGCAUUUACAACAUUUGACGAAGCCACAGGCGAGAUUGACGGCUACCUAGCCGAUUUCGAGAAACAAUGUGCCCUUCACAAAGUAGCGGAGGAGGAAUGGGUCCCUAUUUUAGCGGGAAAAUUGUCUGACAAGGCAGCGGAUGUCUUCAGAGCCAUUCCAGACCAUGAAGUGCACAGCUAUGAGUGGGUGAAAGAAGCCCUCUUAGCCAGUUACGCAAUAACCCCUGAAGCGUACUGGCAAAAGUUUAGAGACUCCAGAAAAACAGAUAAUGACUCUUACACGGAGUGGGCUUGCUGAACGGCCACCCACUGGAUUAAUGGCUGUCAGGCUACCACGUUGGAAGACUUGUUGCAGUUGAUGUUACUGGAGCAGUUUUUCAACCUGCUUCCAUCUGACAUUAAAGAUUGGGUGAGAGACCGUUGACCCUUUACUCUCUCCGAGGCAGCCAAGCUCGCAGACGAGUACACAGAUGCUCGUAGGCUGGAGCGGUCUCACCUCAGAGUUUAACCUUCCCGAAUCGAGUCCCCAGCACAAGGGGAGCUAUCAACCUCCUCCACGACCCUCUCCAGCGGUGUAUAGACCACCCCAGAUGACCGGUCCACGCUGCUACCAGUGCAAGCAAGUGGGAUACUACCACAAAGAUUGUUCCCUGGAACCACCCAGAUCCAAUUGGACCUGGCCAGGGAUCCCCAACCAACGUUCGGCUGCACACUGCGUGGACUACCACCUCGGAAGCCCGGGAGCUGACUCGGAAAGAACCCCUGGGAUUCCUACAUGAGGCCGACCCUGUACAGGCGGCAAACACAGACAACCAAAAGCCAGUUGGUAAUGAUUACUGGCAAGACUGCUCAGGGCCUCCGAGACACCAUGGCUACCAUCACUUUAGUUCAACGGACUCCGACUUACGGAGCACACGAGGAUAAGGAAUAUGCCCACUAUUUCACGUCCCAUAGACGAUAUUCGAGAAUCAGCUAUAUAUUUCUACAACAAGAACAGCUGGCGACCAUCCAAAAAGCACAGAUAGGGGCUGCCCAUGGCAGCCUGGUAACCCUGGAGAUGGAUCCCCCAAGGAUGCGCCCGGCUACCUGGACCUGACACCUUCGCGAUUCCCUUUUUUUAGAUCUGGAAGUGAGAGAACAAGUAUCCGACGCUCUCACCUACUCUGAGCUGAAGAUGGGGGCAAACUUACAGCUACCACCAUGUAGGAAACUCACAAAAGCGUAAUCAGGGGUACAUUGAUGCGCUUAGCUUCCAAGAAAAAGAGAGACUCACAGCAACAGACAAUCAAACUCGUGGAGAAAAUCACGACCCUCGAGGCACAGCACAAACGUUCCCAACUCGUGGCAACAUACAGUGAAUUGCUGGAGGCACUUUGGCAAUUACACAUACACAUAAUCCACAGAUAUUUCUGAUCUCUACUGCGAUCGAAGGCCUUUCACCAUACUAACAAAUGAGAGAAGCUGUUGGCAAGGAUGCUCAAAGGUCCCCAAGCUCUUGCCCAAGUUCACAAGUUGCGGACCACCGACGGCACGGUUACCCAAUUCCCAGACAAGAUUGCCUCAGAAUUUCGCUCCUUCUACUCAUCCUUAUACAACAUCCCACAAUCGACCGGAAGACAUAGCGGACAGAGAGGAUAAGAUACUUAGCAUACGAGACUGCAACCGGAGUGCAAUCAAGGCUGCUAAAACGGGGCAUGCACCAGGUCCGGAUAGCUUCACCUUGGACUACUAUAAAAAGUUCAGACUUAUACUGCUUCGAAAACUCACACAAGCUUUUAAUGCCCUCAUAACGAAUAUCCAGUUCCAUCACCAGUUACUAGCAGCCACUAGCAACCAUCCUCCUGAAGCCGGGCACGCAUCCUGA
Molecule: messenger RNA, 2238 nt
Organism: Pelobates cultripes (western spadefoot toad)
Lineage: Eukaryota; Metazoa; Chordata; Amphibia; Anura; Pelobatidae
Source: the annotation of a GenBank genome assembly